UCAAUUUUGCUUUUUCCAAUAUUCAGCUUUUUUUAACAUAGAGAAAGGACUCUAUGGUCUGCAAGGAAGAAGUUGUGAUGGUCUGAACCAUGGCUGAAUGUCUACGGGAUGUUUGCAGGCUAUGUGGAGAGAAGGGAGCCGCUGGUCUGCAUAGGAGAAAACCCCACAAUAAAGAAAAGUAUAGAGAUGUUAUACUUCAGGCCUUGGAUUUGGAUGUCAGUCAGGAUGUCCUUGGCACCCAUCCCCCAUUUCUCUGCCAUAACUGCUUCAAGAAGCUAGACCUGUGGCAUAAAGCUUUAAAACUCCAAAAGCAAACUUCAUGCAACAUCAAGGUUGCUACCUUUUUUGAACAUGAGUGUUCACAAGGCUGUGCUGUUGUCCAUCUCUCACUUGAUGAUCUCUCUUCAAUUUGCAACAGGGUCAUCGAAUUGGCCAGUCAACAUGGGUGCAUGACAUGGCGUGGUCCCGACAGGUUGAAAGUCAUGAAGUUCGGGGAGAGUGGCUACCCUGAAGUGGAGUUGAGUAUAUUCAAUGAUGUUUCUUGGAGGGUUGAUGUGUGUGGAUUCGAUGUAACAGGUUCAGGUUGUUCUUUGUUUGUGGAUGUUCCGGCAUCAUUAGGGUAUGCAGAUGUUGAAGGUGUGGUAAGAAUAAUCUGCGAGAAUGACGUUUGCACGGGAAACGGUGACUAUCCGCUUUUAGUAAAAUCGAAGGAAGGUUCGGCUGGUCAAAUCCCAGUUACCAUUACUGGCAGGGAUACAUUCCAAAUUCACCCAUAUCGGACCAUCAGGCAUAGAAAGUGCUCUUUGCUGGUAUCCAAACCGAAGAUGAAAUGCGAUUUAUGCCAACUUCUGAGGGUAGAUCUCAGUGUCUUGUCUUCAAGACUUAGUAAUGUCCCGGCUGCAGUUCUCACAUCAUCAACAGUGCGAAAUGAUGUCCUAUCAAACAGCAACCUGCAAAGAAAGAUGAAGUUGAUGAAAGCUGAGAUUCAAUCUCUGAAGAGAAGGAGUGGAGCCCUCCAGGAAAAGGUACGCCUGAUGAUCGAAGGUGACAGCAUCACUUUGCCUGUCGGUACUAGCACUCUGGUUCAUCAAGCAAUGGAGCAGGAGGAAUCUGCCUUCAUGUCUGCUGUCCCUGAGCACUCCUAUGCAGCGUUGCUUUGGGAACAGCAGAAGAAGUCUUUCCAGAAGGGCAAAGGGAUGAGGUGGCACCCAGCCAUCAUAAGAUUCUGCCUUGCUCUGCAGAGCAAGUCAUCGGCUACCUACGACCUUCUUCGUGAAAGCGGCUUUCUCAAGCUGCCUCAUCCCAACACCCUUCACCCUUACACUCAUUUUGGUGAGCCGACUGCAGGUUUUAAUUCAGAUCUGGUUUUGAGGAUUGUUGAGGACAUCAAUCUCUAUUCACUUCCAGAACAUGAGCGUAACAUCACAAUCAUGUUCGAUGAGAUGAAAAUAAAAGCGGGAUUGGUUUAUUCAGUUCGUUCCGGCGCUGUUGUUGGUUUUGUUGAUGUGGGCUCAAUUGCCAAUGAAAUCCUCCAGUUUGAGGUAAAAUGUAAAGGAGGGAAGGUUCCAAUUGCUAGUCAUGUGUUGGUUCUGAUGAUUCGGGGUAUAUUUACUUCGUUGCGUUCACCAAUUGGGUACUACCCUAGCCUUGGCAUUUCUAGCCAUCAGCUGUACCCCUGCAUUUGGGAGGCUAUUAAUCUUCUGGAGGCAGUGGGGUUUAUCGUGAGGUCACUGGCAUCAGAUGGGGCAUCGGCCAACAGGAAAUUCUACAGGAUCCAUGGACCCCGGAACUCCUUCACACAUUCAGUGAGCCAUCCUGCAGCAGAGCGAGACCUUUUCUUCUUUUGUGAUGCCCCUCAUCUCAUGAAGACAACAAGAAACAACUGGGAGAAUUCAGGCUUUAACAACAUGACCAGAAACUUGCAUUUUCAGAAGCAAGAUAUUAAGUGGACACAUUUGCUGAUGUUGUAUGACUGGGACAUCGGGAAGAACAGAUCUUCUCCAGGCCUCCGACGACUAUACAAGAUCACGUAUGAACAUCUGCAUCUAACCCCAACUUUGAGGAUGCGAGUCUAUAUGGCCACACAAGUUCUGAGCAUUACUGUUGCUAAUGCUUUUAAGGCAUUUGGCUGUCAUGAUACUUCUUCAACUCAGCUGUUUGUCUCAAAGUUUGACCAGUUUUUUUGACUGUUUGAACGUUGGAAAUCCCCACAAGUCAGCACACAAACUCAAACCAGCUCUUGCUCCAUAUACAAGCGUAGAUGAUUGGCGU
This is a messenger RNA of Asterias rubens (European starfish), 2271 nucleotides long. RefSeq lists its product as uncharacterized. Lineage: Eukaryota; Metazoa; Echinodermata; Asteroidea; Forcipulatida; Asteriidae. The record is from RefSeq and is a predicted model, not a curated record. The transcript is spliced from 3 exons. The coding region runs from base 90 to 2186 and encodes 698 amino acids.